AUGGAUACCAAGUCCGAUGUCAAUCACGUCGAGCAUCUCGAAAGGGAUUCCCUCGACGUGAUCCAGGUCUCCAAGUCAAAGGUCGAAAUCAGCGGCACAGUCAAGCUCACUGAGGGCAGGACUGUCUUCAUCCCAACCCCUACCGCUGACCCCAGAGACCCCCUGAACAUGAAGAUGUGGCAAAAGGCCACUGUCCUCAUCAUCAUCUCGCUCUUCUCGACAAUUGGUCUGGCAUUGGUAUCAGGAUUUGGAGGCCUUCUGGGUUUCUACAUCCCAGCCUAUUCAGCUGCUGGCAAGGGCUAUGCCGACAUCACGCACUUGAUGACUUAUCCCACACUCUUUAUGGGUAUCGGAAACUUGAUCGGAAUGCCCAUCGGUAUCGCAGUCGGUCGACGAAUCGUUCUCAUCGCAGCUACAAUCAUCAUGAUAAUGAGCGCUGGCUUGUGCGCUGGUGCGACCAACUAUGAGUGGCAUCUCGCAGGACGUGUUAUUCUUGGACUGUCUGCUGGACAAAGUGAGGCUCUAGUGCCCAUGAUCACACAGGAAAUCUUUUUCCUCCACGAGAGAGGCCGAUGCAUGAUGAUCCAACAGACCAUCCAGACUAUCGCUACAGCCGUCUUUGUGAUCUUCGCCGGUCCCAUCGCGGAAGCUAUCUCUCCCGGGUGGUGGUACGGCCUCGGCGCCAUUCUGUCAGCCGUCUGCUUGAUCCUGACCUUUUUCUUCGUCCCUGAGACCAAGUACUACCGCCCCAGCUCAUCCUACCAAGCCAGUAGUGGCUCCGAUGAUGAGGCAACUGUCAUCCUCUGCACAGAGCGCCCUGAGCUUGAUUACGUUAACUUUGCUCCCCGAACUUGGCGAUCUGACCUGCGACUCUGGGUCGGCGAACCUGAGUGGAACAAGGUUGUGGAGAUCUUUACGCAAACCUUUAGUCUUAUGCUCUUCCCCAAUGUCAUGUGGGCCUUGCUUUUGAACGGUCUUACCCUUGGUGUGAACAUCGCCAUCGGUACUACUUACGGUCACAUCGUCACAAGCCCUCCCUACAACUGGCCCCAGUCUUCAGCUAGUUAUGUCAACGCUGGCCAAAUAGUCACGUCUCUGGUCGCCCUGCCUUGCUUUGGCUAUGGAUCUGACAUGCUGAUCAAGUGGUUUGCCAACCGUCGCAACGGAAUGCAUGAGCCUGAGGUUCGCAUCAUCCCUCUCGCUUUCCCCAUCAUCGUUGGUGUCUUCACGGCAGUGCUAUAUGGCAUGGGUGCCACCCACCCUGAGAACUACCAUUGGUUUGUUUUUGUUUGGGCAGUUGCCGCUUAUUACUUUGCCUUUGUUGGAGCCAAUAUCGUUGCUAUCACGUAUCUUCUGGACAGCUACCCUCAGCGUGCUGGUCCUCUGCUUGUUAUCAUCUGUGCAAUGCGCGGUGUCAUGUCAUUUGGCGUUUCCUACGGCAUCUCUCCUUUCAUUGACAGAAACGGCUACGACGGUGCCUUUGCCGUCUUUGGUGGCUUGACUGGAGCGUUUGGUGUUAUUGGUGUCUUUAUCUUCAUCUGGGGCAAGAAGAUCCGACAGUUCACUGGACGUUGGGCAAUGGAUAAGCCCAAGAGCGAUUAG
This is a messenger RNA of Fusarium pseudograminearum CS3096, 1602 nucleotides long. RefSeq lists its product as uncharacterized. Gene Ontology annotation, molecular function: transmembrane transporter activity. Gene Ontology annotation, cellular component: membrane. The record is from RefSeq and is a predicted model, not a curated record. Bases 1 to 1602 code for a protein of 533 amino acids. Lineage: Eukaryota; Fungi; Ascomycota; Sordariomycetes; Hypocreales; Nectriaceae. Gene Ontology annotation, biological process: transmembrane transport. The transcript is spliced from 7 exons.